AUUAAAACUUCCCUUUUUGCUAUAUAUUUAUUUUUGAUUCAAGUGCAUUAUCCAAUUGGACAUAUACAGAAAAUCCAUCAAUUGCAGUAUUGAUUGUUUUAUUUUCCCUUUUAAUUGUUAUAUAUCUUAUGAACUUGUUAAUUGGAUUACUCAGCAAUGCAAUUGAAGAAGAUAAUAAUAGAGUCUCAUAUUUGAUGCCGAAGGCAGAGAUUUUGGCUGAGAUUGAGUUAUUUUACCUAUUAUGGUUUCCUGAAGUAAUAUAUUAUUAUGCCGAUGUUGAUAAGACUCGAAUAGAAAUUAAAAGAUUGAUUAAAGAGGGUGAAUGGGAUACAAAGGAAUUCACAGAAUUACGGGAAGAUUUAUUUGAAAAACUUCAAAUUAAAUAUAACACUAUUGACAAUGAGGUAAUAUUUGAUAAAUUAAAAUCUUAUGAUAAGAAAUUUGAUAUGUUAGAAGGGAAAUUAGGGAAAUUAGAGAAAUUAUUAGAAGAAAAACAUGAAAAAUAAAAUAUUAUGUUAGUUUUAUAAUUUGAUCACUGGAAUUAU
This is a messenger RNA of Rhizophagus irregularis DAOM 181602=DAOM 197198, 545 nucleotides long. Lineage: Eukaryota; Fungi; Glomeromycota; Glomeromycetes; Glomerales; Glomeraceae. The record is from RefSeq and is a predicted model, not a curated record.